This is a messenger RNA of Paralichthys olivaceus (Japanese flounder), 1144 nucleotides long. The record is from RefSeq and is a predicted model, not a curated record. NCBI's taxonomy places the organism in Eukaryota, Metazoa, Chordata, Actinopteri, Pleuronectiformes, Paralichthyidae.
AGUGGUGUUCACACUCUUCUAGACGAUCUCAGCACUUUAAUGCAUGUGCCCUUCCUGCUCAUCAAUACCAACAAUCAUGGCGGCCGCCGCACGGUUCUUGCUCCGAGGCGCUAACUCGAAACUUCCCCUCCUCGGUGCCGGCAGCGGGGCUCACAGCUCCGCCGGGGCCUCGCUGCUCAAAGCGUCGCCGAGCUGCAGCUCCCGCACAAGGACACAGAGGAGACACGUAGCGCACUUCACCUACCAGCCGGACCCCGUCCCCACAGACCAUGGACCAACACAGAAGAUGAACUUGUUCCAGUCAAUCACAAGUGCCUUGGACAACACACUCGCCAGCGAUCCCACAGCAGUCAUCUUUGGGGAAGAUGUUGCCUUCGGUGGAGUAUUCCGAUGCACAGUGGGUCUGAGGGACAAAUAUGGCAAGGACAGAGUCUUCAACACUCCCCUCUGUGAGCAGGGGAUUGUGGGAUUUGGUAUUGGUGCAGCCGUCGCUGGUGCCACGGCCAUCGCUGAGAUCCAGUUUGCUGACUACAUCUUUCCUGCUUUUGACCAGAUAGUCAAUGAAGCAGCCAAGUACCGCUACCGUUCUGGCAACCUGUUUGACUGCGGCAACCUCACCAUUCGGGCUCCGUGGGGAUGUGUCGGCCACGGAUCACUUUACCACUCUCAAAGCCCAGAGGCGUUCUUCGCCCACUGCCCCGGCAUCAAGGUUGUAAUACCACGUGGUCCAGUGCAGGCCAAGGGGCUGCUCCUCUCCUGCAUCAACGACAAGAAUCCAUGUAUCUUCUUUGAGCCCAAGAUCCUGUACAGAGCAGCAGUGGAGCAGGUUCCGGUGGAGUCCUACACAAUCCCACUGUCGCAGGCUGAGAUCCUACAGGAAGGAAGUGAUGUCACUCUGGUAGCCUGGGGGACACAGAUCCAUGUGAUGCGCGAGGUAGCCAACUUGGCCCAAGAGAAACUGGGAGUGUCAUGUGAGCUCAUCGAUCUACAGACCAUCCUACCCUGGGAUGUAGACACUGUUUGCAAGUCGGUGGUGAAAACUGGUCGUUUGCUCAUCAGCCACGAGGCUCCAGUAACCGGAGGCUUUGCAGCUGAAAUCAGCUCUACAGUGCAGGUGAGUGUGCCUAUGUGUGCGUGUGUGUGA